Anoplopoma fimbria (sablefish) is the source of this 1546-nucleotide messenger RNA. RefSeq names its product DCN1, defective in cullin neddylation 1, domain containing 2b (gene dcun1d2b). Bases 161 to 892 code for a protein of 243 amino acids. The transcript has 7 exons. The record is from RefSeq and is a predicted model, not a curated record. Lineage: Eukaryota; Metazoa; Chordata; Actinopteri; Perciformes; Anoplopomatidae. Gene Ontology annotation, biological process: positive regulation of ubiquitin-protein transferase activity; protein neddylation. Gene Ontology annotation, cellular component: ubiquitin ligase complex. Gene Ontology annotation, molecular function: ubiquitin-like protein binding; ubiquitin conjugating enzyme binding; cullin family protein binding.
ACAUAGCUGAAGCGUCGGUGCAGGCGUUCACCGGCUUACUUGGCGAGCAACUUCGUGUUUACUUCGACCUCCACCCAUUCGAGCCCACAGAGGGGAAUGCUCGCUGUGCUUCACCCAGCACAAGUUGAAGUCAUCGCAGAAGGACAAGGUUCGGCAGUUCAUGUCCUUCACACAGGCCGGGGAGAGGACAGCCGUGUACUGCCUGACGCAGAAUGACUGGAAACUAGAGGUGGCCACAGACAACUACUUCCAGAAUCCAGACCUCUAUUACAAAGAAUCCAUGAAAACCACCGUGGACCGCAAGAAGCUGGAGCAGCUCUACAACAGAUACAAAGACCCCCAGGAUGAGAACAAGAUAGGUAUUGAUGGGAUCCAGCAGUUCUGUGAUGACCUGAUACUGGACCCAGCUAGCAUGAGCAUACUCGUGGUGGCAUGGAAGUUCAGAGCGGCCACGCAGUGCGAGUUCAGCAGGAAAGAGUUCCUGGAUGGCAUGGCUGAGCUGGGUUGUGACAGUCCUGAAAAACUCAAGGCGAUACUUCCCAGACUAGAGCAGGACCUAAAAGACACAGGGAAGUUCAAAGACUUCUACCAGUUUACCUUUAAUUUUGCCAAGAACCCCGGCCAGAAAGGUUUAGACCUCGAGAUGGCUGUGGCUUACUGGAAUCUAGUUCUCACAGAUCGCUUCAAGUUUUUGGAUCUCUGGAACCGCUUCCUUCUGGAGCAUCACAAGCGCUCCAUUCCCAAGGACACGUGGAAUCUCCUCCUGGACUUUGGCAACAUGAUCGCAGACGACAUGUCAAACUAUGAUGAGGAAGGGGCAUGGCCUGUCCUCAUAGAUGACUUUGUGGAGUUUGCUCGGCCGAUUGUGACGAGUAAGCGCCACAUGACAUAGUGUUCGCCCCGGGCGUCAUGUAGCGAACAGAGUUUGUGUUCCUCCCAAUUUUCUUCUUUUUUUGAAUGAGGAUUUUUAUACAAAUGAGCCAAAAAGAGAGUACUUCUCAAUCAGCCUGUCUGCAGCUUGUCAUUAGGAUUGAUCUUUUAACUGCAUAAGAUGCCUUGACCUGGUAUUGACCUGAGACACCAGUUCAGAGGGGAAAGCAGGAGGGGAAUCAACAGGAGGGAGAAUUUUUUUUUUCUUUUGUUUUUUUUUGGGAAAGGACAGACUUAUGAAAUUGCAAUAUGGAAAUGAUAGGUCGCUCAUGGGCAAAUCAUCCAUGGGUGCGGCUUCAAAACUGCUGCUGCGGACUUGGCUCGCUAACCUGCACCCUCGGCACAGUGAGGAGGGACAGUGACGGUGAACUUUCAGCACACGCAGAGGAUUAAGUUAUAGAUGCAGUAGGAUGUGGCCUCUUAAUUCGAAAUUAUGAAUGGAACAGUGUGUUUUAAAAUCUGCAUGUUUCUGUCAGCUAGCGUGAAGCAGUGCCACAGACGUCGAGGGGAGGAGUACUCUACGUUACUUUCACUGAGAUUGUGAAUGUGUAGCUCUCUGACAAUCACACUGAGAGCAGAGAAGAAGUGUGGUGUGUGUGUGUGUGUGUGUGUGUGU